AUUGACCUCUUAGGUGUACCGCGCUCUAGGACUGUUUUUUGAGGUCAACCCGGAUUAGAAAUUAUGUCAGGACGAGGCAAGGCAAGAAAGGCAGCUGGCGGCAAGAAACACACAAAAUCCAAUAGGGCUGGCUUGGUGAUUUCCGUCAGUAGAGUUCAUCGUUAUAUGAAGAAAGGUCGAUAUGCUCGGCGAACGUCCAUCGCUGCAUCAGUGUAUAUGUCUGCUGUUAUUGAAUACUUAGUAGCUGAAGUGAAUGAAUUGUCAGGAAAUGCUGCAAAGGCAAACAAAAGGUGGGGGGUUUUCAUUAUUUUCGUUUUGGUCUUUUAAUGUCAUUAACUAGAAUUUUGAGAUAUUUUGGCACUAACUUGCUCAUACUUGUUCAUACUAGUUUGUGUCUUAUAGAAAUAAGUUAAAAAUCCUCUUAAGGUAGGUAUUUAUAUGUUUUGAUGCGUAUUAAAGGACUAAUUAUCAGUCUACGAAUAUAUCGUCAUUGACCCGCAUCCCGUUUGCCAAGUAUGCUUGCACUGUGUAUCUAGUGUUGGUUCGUUUCCCGAAUGUCUAUGUGUACAAGUUUAGCAGAUUGCUCCUGUGUCAGUUACUCCAGCAUAUAAUCACGUUCGCAGAGUUACAUGAAGAAGAAGUGAAGAUUAUCAGUUAACCUAAAAAGAGCUGAUUUAAGUACAUGACUUGCAAUGUAUACUCCUCAAACAGUUGAAUUCCAGCUCGUCGUUCUGCGUAGAUCACAUAUGCUUUGGUUCCCACUAAGUUUCCAAAAGUCCAGAACUCAGUGGAAAACUAUUACACCAAGACAUAUAAUGUUGGGAGUUCGAAAUGAUGCUGAGUUAAAUGAAUUGUUAAAGCACGUACAUAUUAGCCAUGGCGGAGUCCUACCGUGCAUCCAUCCUGCUUUAUUAAAGAGAAAAGGUGUGCUCACGAAUUCUCCAGGACAAGGUGGAGCUGCUAUCUCCGGGACAAGCUUGUCUUCUCGUCAAGCCUCUUCUGGCAUCACCUCAAGUGCAAUGGUGACUUCAUAGAGUAAAUAUGCAAACAUGUUUACUCCUUAUGGACUAUAAUCUUUGUUUUUCCCUUUCCUAUCUUCUCCAUAAGUUGUCAGGGUACAUGAUUUCAUUGUAUUUUACCCAUCAUUUGAAGUAUUGUAGUUAUUCUACUACCAAAAUAAAUACUCAUACUUAGGAUUGUUUUCUUUACUAAAUUAAAAUAUCUAUUAAGAAAACUCAUUUGUACCAUUCAAGUUAUCUGUUUCAACUAACUUUGUGUACUUCACUUUUGUCGUUUUUCCUUUGUCAAUGGUUAGCGAUCUUUUUAAUACGAUUGCUAGCCUUUUUCUAAUUGAAUGCUUUAGUCAUAUCUGUUAUAUUCUAUUCUCAAUGUUUUUCUUUCGCAACAUGUUGAAUAAAACGUCUAAUAGUUCU
This is a messenger RNA of Schistosoma mattheei, 1433 nucleotides long. The record is from the annotation of a GenBank genome assembly. Lineage: Eukaryota; Metazoa; Platyhelminthes; Trematoda; Strigeidida; Schistosomatidae.